This is a messenger RNA of Diuraphis noxia (Russian wheat aphid), 2888 nucleotides long. RefSeq names its product proton-coupled amino acid transporter-like protein pathetic. Gene Ontology annotation, cellular component: vacuolar membrane. Gene Ontology annotation, molecular function: L-amino acid transmembrane transporter activity. Gene Ontology annotation, biological process: amino acid transmembrane transport. The record is from RefSeq and is a predicted model, not a curated record. NCBI's taxonomy places the organism in Eukaryota, Metazoa, Arthropoda, Insecta, Hemiptera, Aphididae.
UAACACACGCACUGUACCGACCGYGACGGUGGUUUUAACAUCACACUCGACCUAACGCGUUAUACACGACACAAUUCAUCUUGGUUUUCACAGCCAGGCUGACUGAAUUAUUACUUUUAUUGUUAUCAUAUUUUUUUUUUUUGUAACCAAAAAAUAAUAUAAUCGAUGGUGUUGUUUUCUCGUGGCGUCAAUACGGUGUGUACAUAUAAUAUAAUGUAUAGAACACAUUGUUAGAACCAGCCGGUAACCUUUAUAUAAACCAAGUCGUAUAAUAAUACAUGACAUUACAUUGUUUUUGCGUUUUCGAUACAUUUCUAUCGUCAAUAGGACUCCAUUGCGUACAAAAGUUUGUGACCUGAGUCUUAUCGGCUUGGCAACGGCAACCGGAGAACAUACAUACCAAAAAUUGUGAAGCCGGUAAACCACUGCGCCAUGGUGGAGGUACAGUCACAGACCACGAGUCCCAAGCUUAAAGUCAUUAGGAAGUGUACGGAAGUACCAAUAGCYAUCGGGUCACCCACGGCGUCGGAGAUGAGGCGUCGUCGGCGCCGACACUCACGUCUUAUGUCCAACGCCUCGUCAGUGGUGUCGGCCGCAGCCGUCGGCAUCCCGGUCUCCGAAAAACACAAGAUAUCCAACAACGAAGCACUUAUGCAUAUGGUAAAGGCAACCAUCGGUGGAGGUUUUCUGGCCAUGCCCGAAGCCUUUCAUAACAUCGGCAUAGUGAUGGGCAUCGUGGGCACCGUAAUACUAGGCAUUUCAGUAUUAAACAUGAUGUCGUGCAUAGUCAUGUGCUCGCAGACAUUGCGGUCCGGCAAAUAUGUUGACAUCAUCUUGGCCGAACAGAACGGUAAGAACGACGCGGUGGSCAAUGGAGAAGUUGAUGACAAAGAUGAUAGUAAGCUGCCACCAAAACGGCGGAACAGCAAUCAGUUAGUUCUGCCUCCAAUGGAUUAUCCUGACACUGUGGCCGCUGUGUUCAAGUAUCGUGCCUGUGGCCGGUUCGCUCAUCUUGCGUCAUUUGCCAGAAAAUUUACAAGUAUAUCCCUGGUGGUCACGUAUUACGGGGUGAACAUCAUAUAUGUGUGCAUCGUGUCAAGUACGUGUAAGCAGCUCGUCGACCAUUAUACCACUGACGCAGCUGUGGACUCGUGGGGUCAUUUGAUGCAUGGACUGUCCAUUCGUUGGUACCCGAUAUUUGUCUCGGUGUUAAUCAUCCCCGUGGGUAUGGUCCGGUUGAUCAAAUUCCUAGUCCCGUUCUCAGUGGCCGCCAACUUUUGCAUGCUUUCCGGCACUUUGGCUGUGUUUUACUUCAUUUUAUUCGGUGACGACAGAUCGAAUCAACUCGCGCCCGAGGAACAAGCCAAGCUAAUCGUGUGGCCGGCCACCCGGUGGACGCUGUUCGCCGGCAGUUCCUUGUGCUCAUUGGAGGGCGUUGGAAUGCUGAUGCACAUCGAGAACGCGAUGAAGAGACCGCUGGAACUCACCGGACCACCUGCUUACACGCUGCACAAAUCCAUGCUGGUAAUCAUCGCUAUGAAUAGCGUGCUGGGCUUGUUCGGGUAUUUGCGUUACGGAGAUCAGUGCGCAGGUAGCAUAUCGCUUAAUCUCCCACAGGACAACCGUUUGUCAGAAGUCAUAAAACUUAUGAUCGCUUUGGGCAUCCUAUUGACGUAUGGACUUCAGCUGACCGUCACCGCUGACCUGGCGUGGCAGGGACUGCGUAACAAGCUCAUUAAAUCCAUGGGUGGAUCUACUGACAGCGACGAUGAAGUUAAAGAUGAUGAUUCUUCACCAAAGUUAAUGACUUACUACUAUAGCAUGCGGUUCAUCCUGAUAUUCGGCACCAUUGUGGUGGCCGUAGCCAUACCAGACAUUGGACCACUCGUAUCGCUCGUGGGUUCUGUCGGGUUCUCAACACUGGGCCUGAUAGUGCCCGUUUUAAUGGAAACUGUAUGGUACUGGUCUGACGAAAACGACGACGGUCAAGAACAAGACUGCUGGGACGUAACGACGGUGACGAUAUCGGGGACGACAGCUAUAGUGGCCGGUGGGUCAGCCACAAUGGCAGCUGUUGCAGCUGGUGGAGCAGAACGCAGGUCAUCGAAACGAGGUAAUUGCUGUCGCCGAMUCAUACGACACGUGAAGAACCUGAUACUUCUUCUGCUCGGCUUGAUAGCAUUGAUUGGUGGUGCAUUCUACAACAUUCGUGACAUCAUCGCUAGGGCUUCUGGAGAAUCAUUAAAACCUACCAUCUGACRGACAAAUUUGUCUUCUACGGAUGAUUUAAUAUUUAAAAAAAAAUUUUUGUUAUUAAAAAUAUACGGGUCUAAAUAUUAUAAACCAUAAUAACUACCGGUAAACAAGUACUAGAAUGGUUGAAGCACUGUGCCAUUAUAUUAUAGGAACUAAAUAUUUUAAGGCAAAAAGUCAAUAGGUAACACCUGCAACAGUUCACAGUUAUAAUUUUUGAUGAAGGUAUCUCUGCAUUUUCUAACAAUAUUACAAUAUCCAUCAAUAGGUAUGGAUUUUCCAAAUUUUACAUUAAUAGUAAUUGAAAAAGUUUGUUUACCGAGUUUUCCUGUUUACACGUUUCACUUACAACAGGAAUUGUUCUAUCUAUUAUUAAUGUAUAUUGUAUAUCAUAUAUAUAUAUAUGGACAUAAUAAUAUUUUUAUAUAAAUAUAUCCACAUAUUGUGUGUUUCAUUUAUUCAAAUAAUGAAUAUGAUUUAAACCUAUAUGAACAAAUUAUAGGUAAUCGUGCCUAAUUGUGUAUCGCUGUCCAAAGCUGCAUUUUUCGUGAAUAACCUUUUAUAUAAUAAAUUGUGCUAGUACAUAUAAAUGUUUGAAAAUUCCAAAAAUCAAUGUUAGAAUAAAUCUAUUAUCU